CUAUAGAUAGAGGUGCUCAGCGCGGUGCAAACUCAGUUGUUGCAGAAACUUCGAAGUGUUAAUUUUGGAUUUUAUGGUUGAAAAGAAAAAUAUAAACGCAAAGUAUAGAAAAAGUGGAACAUAAGUGCUAGAAAUUAUUGAAUCACAGGAUCAGUAAAUUUAAAACUGAAUAGUGAUAAAAUAUAUACACAUAUAUGUGUGUAUAUGAAACAGUGUAGAAUAAAACAGUAAUAAUUGUGAACUUGAUUACUGAUUACAAUAGAAGCAACUGCAAAGGACUGACUGUGCCUAGAGUGUGGGACAGUGUGAAUAAGUAAACGUAAUCUUUUUUUUUUUGACAUAACCAACUUGUUGGCGAAUCUCAUAAAAAUAAACUGACAAGAUGACUACCAAAAUGGCGAUUAAUGCAAAGGAUAUAUUCCGCAACCAACAUAGGCUAAUACGUUUCAUUGAGCAGUCAAUUCGUUUGUGCAGUAAUCAGUCAUUGAAAACCGCACAGAAACACGUAAAACAACAGGCUGAGCCCGACUUCCAGAUCACCACAUCGAUCUCCAGCGCCUACACAACUGCCCCGGAACCGAUCAAACACGAUGCGGAUAUAGGUCAACAGUUCGCUGCCGUACAAUUGGCCGUACGACUGGCCUCGCCACAACAAUUGCAACCUAAACCAGAUAAUGAUGAGGCUUUAAGUUUUGGCAAAGUAUUCACCGAUCACAUGUUGAAAAUCUAUUACCAUCGGAGUUUGGGUGGGUGGCAGCGACCGGAGAUUACGCCACUCGAAAAUCUCGUUAUGCAUCCCGCGGCAAAAGUGUUGCACUACGCUGUAGAGCUUUUUGAAGGCAUGAAAGCUUAUCGUGGUGUUGAUGGCAAAAUUCGUAUUUUCCGCCCGAACAUGAAUAUGAAUCGUAUGAAUCUCACAGCAAGACGUUCCGGCCUACCAACAUUCGAAGGUGAAGAAUAUAUCAAGUGUCUGUCCCGCCUCAUAUCCAUCGACUCCGAGUGGGUGCCACACAGUGAAGCUGCCAGUUUAUAUAUCCGCCCCACAUUGAUCGGUAUCGACCCGACGCUCGGUGUUGCCUCCUCCGACUCUGCCCUGCUCUACACAAUACUCAGCCCUGUGGGUUGCUACUUUAAGGCUAACAACGAUGGUGCGGUCUCACUGCUCGCAGAUCCACGCUACACAAGAGCGUGGCCCGGCGGUGUUGGCAAUCGCAAAAUGGGCUCCAACUACGCACCCACGAUCAAUGUACAAAAAGAGGCUGCCCAAAAGGGAUUGCAACAAGUGUUGUGGUUGUACGGCGAAGAUCAUCAACUCACCGAAGUGGGCACAAUGAAUAUAUUCAUGUUCUACGUCAACGAAAACGGAGAGAAAGUACUGGUCACUCCACCACUCAGCGGUCUCAUUUUGCCCGGCAUUACAAGAGACUCAAUACUCACGUUAGCCAGACAAUUGGGUCAAUUUGAAGUGCGCGAAGAAGUGAUCACCAUGCCACAAGUCUGCGAGCUGCUGAAUCAAGGAAGACUGCUCGAACUGUUUGGCACUGGCACAGCCUGUGUGGUCAGCCCCAUCAAUCGUAUCAAUUAUAUAGGUACCGAUAUUUACAUACCAACCAUGGAGCAGGAGAAGCCCAUACACGAAUGGAUACGUGAAACACUAACAGACAUUCAAUAUGGCAAAAUAGAUCAUCCAUGGGCGAUGGUCAUUGAUUAAUGUAAACACUCGCGUGCUACGUCUUCGAAAUCUUUCACAAUCUGUUGAUGGAUUCUUAGCAAAAGAAAGUGUAUUAAUAGUUUUAAAUUUUCUUCUUUUGAGAGAAAUAGCUUUACUAUUUGACUAUUUACAUAUAAUUUAACUAUUCGCAUAGUUUAUGGUAUGGACGAAAGCAGCUCUAACGGAUAUUUUAUCAACUAUAACCAUUAUAUUUUUUCGGGAAAUGGCAAAGCUCCACUUUUUUUAACAAUGUUUUCUAGCCAAACAUUGCAUUUAUGUUUUGGACUUUCAGUGCGCCAAUGUCAGCGGUGUAUUUGUGCCGAACUUUGGCGCACUACACACACACAUACAUGCAAGCUCGCUGAGUUUGUCCUUUAAUAAUUUAAAGACUCCAUAUUUACGUAUUAAUUUCGUAAGUUUCUAAUAUUAUUUAUUUUACAUGUUUAGGGUAAGGUAAUAUAGUUUAAUUUAUGAAAUGCUAUAGACAAUAUUUGUACGAAUAUUUUCUGUAAUAAUUACCUAUAAUAUGUUAUAUAUAUGUGCAUCCCAAAUGUAUGCUGAGAAAUUAAGUUUUAGUUACCUGUGUCAAUUUGUAGCUACAGCAAGUCAUUGAAAGAGAUUUUUUUCUCUUCUGUGAAUACUCAUUAGCUGAGCAUGUUUACCUUGUAAUUUGUAGGCACCUUUUAAAACAGCAACUUCUCAGGUAUAUGAAGUAAAGACAUAUGUAUAUAUGUAUACGAGUCUGUUGCAACUGGCAAAAGCAUUCAUUUAUAGUUAAUAUUCGUCUAAGUUAUUGAUUUAAAACAAGAAAAGCUAAGUACCAGAGUCAAGUGCAUUUAUUAGUUUAGACUUCGACUUGUUGUCAUUAUUUUGAUAUUUUAUUUCAAAAUUCAAAAUCAAUGUUUUUCGCCAGCAAACAGAAUAUUCAUGCAUACCAAUGUAUGCGCAAUAUAUUAAACAUAACAAAAAACAAUUAAAA
This is a messenger RNA of Bactrocera oleae (olive fruit fly), 2690 nucleotides long. It is a transcript of the gene Bcat, whose product is annotated as Branched chain amino acid transaminase. The record is from RefSeq and is a predicted model, not a curated record. Gene Ontology annotation, cellular component: mitochondrion. Gene Ontology annotation, biological process: L-leucine biosynthetic process; L-valine biosynthetic process. Gene Ontology annotation, molecular function: branched-chain-amino-acid:2-oxoglutarate transaminase activity. NCBI's taxonomy places the organism in Eukaryota, Metazoa, Arthropoda, Insecta, Diptera, Tephritidae.